Molecule: messenger RNA, 4083 nt
Organism: Nematostella vectensis (starlet sea anemone)
Lineage: Eukaryota; Metazoa; Cnidaria; Anthozoa; Actiniaria; Edwardsiidae
Exons: 12
Coding region: 131-3787 (1218 amino acids)
Source: RefSeq, a predicted model, not a curated record
UGUAUAGAUGCUGCUCAAUGAAGCUUAUCGGCCUAUGGUUCAAAGGCAAGAUAGCUUUUUGCCCAUCUCGGUUUCACAAAGAAAAACAAUAACAAUAUGGAAAAAGGUUGAGUGAAACAUUCCAUUGGGUAUGAAUUGGAUUAUACUUUUUGUCCAAGUAUGGCUAGUCCUUAGCCGGGAUGUGGGUGGCGAUAGAGGUACAGCGAAAGGGCCUGAUGCGACCCAUAUUGACCAAUCACAGACGGAAUGGGACUCUUCAACGCACGUCAGACGACUAUUUGAGAAUGAAGAAGAUACGGUAGAUGUAAAGGGAAAUAUUCCUUCAACGGAACCUCAUAUUGCUUCAGCCGCAUUAGGCAAAGGGGGCGGGGUACUUCACGAGGACAAUGCUGAAGAACGCGGCAUCAGCAACGGAACAAAAGCGUGUAUUCCAGGACUGGAUAUUGGCUUUAUUAUGGGCGGAUGUGGGUCACGAGAUUAUCAGGCAUGCGCAAACUACGCAACAUCAAUCGUCAGAAACUUGGACAUGCCAAAGACGGGCGCACGGGUUGGAACCGUGAUCUAUUCUAAGAGAUCUAUUGUCCUCUUUGACUUCAAAGACAAUAAGACUGAUAUCAUAUUGCAACUAAACACGAUCAAGUACAGAGAGAAGCCGAACAGGGCGCUCAGCACUGGGCAGGCUUUAGAGCUAGCCCAAAAAAGACUCUUCCAGAAUGCUAGACGAAAUUCCAAGAAAAUCGCGAUUCUUGUAACAGGGGAGAAGUCGCAGGAUGACGUCAUUAUACCCUCGAAGCUCAUGAAGGAUUCUGGGGUGAUAAUCUAUACUGUUGGAGUAGGGGAGGGGUAUUUUUUGCCGCAGCUUGAGAGCAUAGCAAGUUCCCCGUCGUAUGUGUAUACUGAGAAAGUGAAAGAUAUCGGAGAGCUUGCUACCAGGAUGGUUGAAGGCGUAUGUAAAGAAAAGGAGAACAUCGCCACGAAGGAAGGAUCCAAGAAAGUUAAUGUUCACGACCCAAUAACGUCCUACCUGAAUUUCAUCAAAGGACAAAACGAGCCAGAACCAUCAUGGAUGGGUGACUCGUGGGAGGCCGCCCUCUACCAAAGUGACCGAGAUCAAGAGCACGAAACUCCACAAGACGAGUACAAUGGUGACGAGGACCCCCCGCCAGGUACACCCGAAUACUACGAGAUAUUAGUCAACGGCGUUCCUAACGGGCAUUACCAAGAGAAACAGCCAAUAAGGGACGACUAUUCGCCGCAGGACCAGUACUCGGAGGAUAGGGACCAAUACGAAGAUGAGGCAAAUGAUGAUGACUUUUUGCAUCGGCACGGUGCAUAUAACAAUUAUAGACCGGGUCAUGGCUUAUAUAGUAAUGACGGUAAUAAUGAUGAUGCUCAUUUUGGAGAUAGUGGUAGACAUGACAACUUCAAUGAUGAUAUCAGCAAUGACGGAAAUCUGAAUGGUGGGGGAGCUAACAACAACAACAACAAAAACAACAACUACAAUAGUGGUAUUAACAAUAACAACAACAACAACUAUAAUAGUGGUAGUAGUAACGGUAGGAAUACAAAUAAUGGGAACAAUAACAAUGCCGGAACGAGCAAUGUAGGAAAUAACGGAUUUACAAACAAUGGGGUUAAUAACAAUAACGGAAAUUCUAAUAAUGGCGGUAAUGAUAAAGGCGGAAACACCAAUGGAGGAAAUAACAAUGGCGGAAAUAAUGGCGGUAACAAUAAUGGUGGAAAUACUGGCGGAGAUAACAAUGGUGGAAAUAACUAUGGCGGAAAUAACAAUGGAGGAAAUAACAAUGUAGGAAAUAACAAUGGCGGAAAUAACAAUGGAGGAAAUAACAAUGGCGGAAAUAACAAUGGAGGAAAUAACAAUGGAGGAAAUAACAAUGGAGGAAAUAACAAUGGAGAAAAUAAUGGCGGUAAUAAUAAUGGCGGAAAUAACAAUGGAGGAAAUAACAAUGGCGGAAAUAACAAUGGAGGAAAUAACAAUGGAGGAAAUAACAAUGGAGAAAAUAAUGGCGGUAAUAAUAAUGGCGGAAAUAAUGGCGGAAGUAACAAUGGAGGAAAUGAUGGCAGUAAUAAUAAUGGCGGAAAUACUGGCGGUAACAAUAAUGGCGGAAAUACUGGCGGUAACAAUGGCGGAAAUACUGGUGGUAACAAUAAUGGCGGAAAUACUGGUGGUAACAAUAAUGGUGGAAAUACUGGCGGUAACAAUGGCGGAAAUACUGGCGGUAACAAUAAUGGCGGAAAUACUGGCGGUAACAAUAAUGGUGGAAAUACUGGCGGUAACAAUGGCGGAAAUACUGGCGGUAACAAUAAUGGCGGAAAUUCUGGCGGGAGCAAUAGCCACAGCGGGGAGGUAACUAUUCAGCCAGGAGGAGGGCAGACUAUUAGCGUGAAUCCAUCGAUACCGAUACAGAUACUACCAAUACCAAUACAGACAAUGGUACCACCCCCACCACCCCCGCCACCGCCACCGCCACCCCCUCCUCCCCCGCCACAACCAUCUACUCCUCCUCCUCCACCACCAUCUACUCCACCUGUACAGCAGUCUGGUGCACCAGGGAGCCCGGCUGGUUCUCCAUCCGGGACAUCUGCUGGUAACCCCCAGCAGCAACCACCUCCACCAGGCCAGCUACCUGGACAGCAACCAGGCCAGGCAGGUGGCCGGCCUGGUCUGAAUCCACAAGGACAGGUUACCACGGCAACCACAGCUCCCUCUUCAAACCCCAAUGAAUCAACAACGCCGACAACCGGUGGCCAGCCUGGUCCGAAUCCACAAGGACAGGUUACCACGGCAACCACAGCUCCCUCUUCAAACCCCAAUGAAUCAACAACGCCGACAACCGGUCCAACAACAGGAACCACAGCCCUCCCCCCAGGGGUAACUACAAUAACUACACCGGCAACUGCUACUACACCCCUUCCCCCAGGUGUAACCACCCCUGCAGGGACUGGAGAAGGACCAGAUGGAAAAGGGGGUGGGUCCAGCAAUCCUAGUCCAGGAAAAAACGGGACUGGAACCAUGAGACCAGGAGGGGGAGGACACGGCUCCCCUGGGAACGAAACGGAAGAGAAUGAAGAAGAGAGUUCUGACGGGUGGUACCCAGGGGGAGAAGCUGGAAUAAUCAUGCUCCCUAGAGUACAGCCUCAAGUGGUAUUUCCCUACCCUAUAGGAGCGCACCCAUCCCUUCAGAGAAUUCCAAGGCCCCAUCGCAUCCGCCGACCCUUAAGCUGGCCCAAGUACCCAUACGGCCCCUCGCACUACCGGCAGACCCCUUACUGGCCACGCCCUCAUCCCAGACGUGCCCCUCAUCAGUACCCCGUGUGGCCAAGACCUCCUUGGGGAGGAUCUAUGAUGCUUAAUUUGAACACCGAAACGAGCGGGAAGAAGCACUUUGCUGGGAUGCCUGUGCGGGACCAUGGAACGCCGCUAGUUGGGAACAAACAUAUUCUUAUUGGUCAGUGCCAGGAUCUCGACCCUUCCUGUGAGUCUAAGAGUCUGUCUGGAGGCUGCGACAGCGAGGAGGUUCAGCAGGACUGCAGGCGCUCGUGCGGACUUUGUAGAACGUUUGUAAAAAUCGGGAGUCGUGUCGCUUUGGAUGUUCGCGCAAAAGCUCCUCGACACGACGACAAAGACGAGAAGAAAACAAAUAAAAAAGAAAUGGACGAUACUUUACCCACUUAUCCCAAAAACUACCCUGAAUACAACAACAAUUUUCUACGAACAGUAAUUCAGAGACAUUCAGCGCGACGCAGAGACGAGAAGCGCAGUUAGAGUAAAUCUACACAUAAGUAGAAAAUUAAGGGAUUUUCUAGCCUUUAUUUGAAAGUUGGGCUUCCUGUGUUUUGGGUUCAAGAGAACUUGGAGACUGAGGCCAAGCCGCAGGAAGCCCGCAUUAAAGAAACGCGAAUUAUUUUAUCUCCCCUUUUCUUUUCUGGAAGGAGAUGCCUUAUCUCCAAAGGAAGCUGAUAAUAGACGAGUUUGUUGGACAGAAAAGUGCAAGAGUAGUGAUCUAUAAAGAAUUCUGCAGAGUUCAUUCCAUUCUGUUUCAAUUAUAGGUUUUAUUUUAA